Molecule: messenger RNA, 207 nt
Organism: Ostertagia ostertagi
Lineage: Eukaryota; Metazoa; Nematoda; Chromadorea; Rhabditida; Trichostrongylidae
Source: the annotation of a GenBank genome assembly
AUGAACCCCGGUGAAGUGUUAGUCCGUCAUACCACAGGACCAAAUCAGAUUAUGAAUGAUGCGCCCUACCUAGUGAGAACGAUGAUGAUGAAUGAACUGAACCUGUAUAAGGCUUAUAACAUGAAAACGACAGCUGCAGAAGCCAUUCGACACGGCAAAAUCAGCCAGACAAUACUGACCAAUACACCAGAGGCAUAUGCUCCUUGA